Messenger RNA from Arachis ipaensis, 1358 nucleotides. RefSeq names its product UBP1-associated protein 2C. NCBI's taxonomy places the organism in Eukaryota, Viridiplantae, Streptophyta, Magnoliopsida, Fabales, Fabaceae. The record is from RefSeq and is a predicted model, not a curated record. Gene Ontology annotation, molecular function: RNA binding.
CAAAUCGAGUGAGUGGGUAAGGAAACGAGGUACACGAACUACGAAGGCGAAGAAGGUGAAGUGCAAGAAAGAAGGAAAUGGAAGAUUUGAAGAAGAGAAAGCUGGAGGAGGCUGCAAAUGGUGAGUGUCCCUCAAAGGAAGAGCUGCGCGUCCUCAUUGAACCCCUCUCUAAAGCUCAGCUCAUCGACCUUCUCGCUAAAUUAGGGUCUCAAUAUCCUUCAAUUGCACAAGAAAUAAAAAGUAUUGCGAGUGUUGAUCCUGUUCAUCGAAAGCUUUUUGUUCGUGGCUUGGCUUGGAACACCACGUCAGAAACCUUGCGUGUUGCAUUUCAAGAGCAUGGAGAAAUUGAGGAAGGGGCUGUCAUCCAUGAUAAGAAUACAGGAAAAUCUCGUGGCUAUGGUUUUAUCACUUACAAGUACAUGGAAUCAACUCAGCAAGCAUUGAGAGCACCUAGCAAGUUAAUUGAUGGAAGAUUGGCCGUCUGUAAUCUGGCUUGUGAAGGACUUAGUGGAUCAAGUAGUGCUCCUGAUCUUGCCCAGAGGAAGCUUUAUAUUGGUAGCUUAUCGCCCGAAGUCACGAGUGAAAUGCUGCUUAACUAUUUUUCAAGGCAUGGUGAAAUAGAGGAAGGUUCAGUUGCAUAUGACAAGGAUACAAAUGAAUCACGUGGUUUUGGCUUCGUUACAUACAAGACAUCAGAAGCUGCAAAGAAGGCCAUCGAUGACCAACAAAAGACUCUUGGGGGAAGGAAUAUAAUAGUAAAAUAUGCUGAUUCGCACAAGAGUAAAACUAGCCAGACAUCAUUUUCCCCAGGAGUGGUUCCAAUGGCAGCCUUACCUAUGGCCUCAGGAUAUGUGCAACCUGGAAAAACUCAUCUUGGUACUACCCUGCCAGUUGGUUACACUUACCCACAAACUAUAGCAUCAUACCCUUCUUAUCAAAGCCCUCCCAGUGUACCUUCUCCUUAUGCAGCUCAAGGACAUGUUCCUUAUCCAACUUCUUUUGCAAAGAAAGAUCAACUUGGUAUCCCAACCCAACCUGUGGCAAUGAACAACUACCCUUAUUACUAUCCCAAGCAAUGAGUAUAUCAAAUUGGGUAUGGUGAUAUUAUUUUUCCUUUUUAUUUCUUUUCUCUUCAGUCCAAAUUAGCCCUUAGAAGCUGUCAAAGCAUCAUUGGUUAUAUGUAAUGCUCUAUUUUCUCCUUGUUUUAUUAUAAAAAAUUUUUUUUGGCCAUUUUGCCACACUUAGGUAGGAUUUUGACAUUUUACAUGUAAGUUGUAAUACUUGGUUAGGUACUCCUGUGAUUAGAACAUUUUUUAUGUACUUUAUUGAUUAUUAUAGAAUGAAAAACAUUUCGAUGG